CUUCGACCCUUUUCAGUAAAGGUUGGCUUCAUCUGUACGUCAAUCCAUCGUCGCUUCUCAAGUCUCAACUCUUCCCGAGCAACACCAAUCACUGGAAGAGACAUCGUUACCUUUCUUCAUCGUCGCCGGCCAAUCCGUAUCGGAAAUGUCUUACGACUAUCUAUUCAAGUACAUAAUCAUCGGAGACACAGGUGUUGGAAAAUCAUGCCUGUUGUUGCAAUUCACGGACAAGCGGUUCCAACCGGUGCAUGAUCUCACAAUUGGAGUCGAGUUCGGUGCUCGCAUGGUCACCAUCGACGGCAGGCCGAUUAAGCUUCAGAUUUGGGAUACCGCUGGGCAAGAAUCCUUCAGAUCCAUCACCAGAUCAUACUACAGAGGAGCUGCUGGUGCACUUCUGGUUUAUGACAUUACCAGGAGAGAGACAUUUAAUCAUCUAGCAAGCUGGCUGGAAGAUGCACGGCAGCAUGCAAACCCGAACAUGACCAUUAUGCUCAUAGGCAAUAAAAGUGAUCUUUCGCAUCGAAGGGCUGUCAGCAAAGAAGAAGGGGAACAAUUUGCAAAGGAAAAUGGGCUUUUAUUCUUGGAGGCAUCUGCAAGAACAGCCCAAAAUGUUGAGGAGGCCUUUAUAAAAACGGCUGCAAAGAUACUUCAAAAGAUCCAGGAAGGUGUAUUUGAUGUAUCAAAUGAGUCAUCUGGCAUCAAGGUUGGAUAUGGACGGCCACAAGGUCCGGCUGGGGCAAGAGAUGGAGCAGUAGCCCAGAGAGGGGGAUGCUGCAACUGAUUGCAGUGGAGUCGAUGUUAAAAUCUGUAUCACAUCUUCUCCACAUCUUAUUUCCGUUUGGCCAAUCACUUUUAUGAAUCCACCCUUACCACUACCAUGCAAUUUGUGUUGAACAUGAAAUGUACAGAUCACUUAAAGUUGUGCGUGUGAAAUGACUGAGUCAUGCAUAAUGUAACUGACAAAAGUCCGACUUUGGUUGCAUUGAACAUCUGAAUGCUUGAAGAUUGCCUAUAUUAACUUUGAUACUACACUAUAGUGGAUUAAAUUUGAUGGAAGCUGCCAAUACAUAUUUGUUUUUUAGCAUAUGUGGGCAGGGUCUUAUAAUCCUUGUACUACUAUUUUGUUAGCAACAGGAUGUUUCGUGUGAUUUUUUAAUAUAUUCAUCUUGUUGAACUUGGUGCAUUGUCAUCUGCUGUAUAUCAAGAAAUCAUGUGAGGUUAGUAACUAGCAGGUGAACCUGGGAGCUGCAUAAUGCAGGCUAACUGCUUUCGCAGAUGCGCUAUCAGGAG
Molecule: messenger RNA, 1290 nt
Organism: Ilex paraguariensis (yerba mate)
Lineage: Eukaryota; Viridiplantae; Streptophyta; Magnoliopsida; Aquifoliales; Aquifoliaceae
Source: the annotation of a GenBank genome assembly